UGCGCGCGAGUGGGCGCGCUCGCUGGGUCGCGGCUGCUUAGUUCCCGCCAUCUCCCGCCGUCUUUCGCUUAAGGUGCUACUGGGUUUCCGCCUGGCUGCUCUUCGGGUGACUCCAUCCUCGCUGGGCUGCCUGGAGCUGCGGCCCGUGUGGACUUCCGCCCCCAACCCCUGCGCGGGCUGAGCCGGGCCGGAACAUGGCCGCGUGGGGGCUGGAUCAUCUCAAAAAUGACUAUAGAAGAAGAUUUUGCCGACCUUCCAGGGCACCUGACAUUAAUACGGAGCAAGGCCAGAAUAUACUGGAAAUCUUACUAGACUGUUUUGAAGAAAAAAGUCUUGCCAAUGAUUUUAGCACAAAUUCCACAAAAUCAGUGCUUUAUUCAACACCUAAAAUAAAAGACAUUUGUGUUCAGUCUCCAAGUGAAGAGACUCAGUGCCAGAAAUCACAUCCAAAGUCAGGUACAGUUUCUUCAAGGAAGAAAGAAACCCCUCUGCAGUUAAUUGUGGAACCAAGUGAAGCUGUCAACAAAUCAGUUCAGGCCCAUGAGGUUCAUCAGAAAAUUUUGGCAACUGAUGUUCAUUCUAACAAUACAUCUGACUCGAGAAAAAUGUCAAGUAAAAAACUAAAAGAUCAUCACAAUGAAGCUGAUGAGGAAUUUUACUUAUCUAUUGGCUUACCUUCUGAUCUUCUGGAUGCAAAAGCAUCUUCAUUGCAAAAGACUAUUCCAUCUGUUGCCCAAAAGAGAGAAACCUAUACUUCUGAAAAUUCAGUAAAUACGCUGCCUUCAAGUACAGAGAUUUCUCAUAAAACCAAAAAAAGGUUAAACUUUGAAGAUAAAGAUGAUUUGAAGAAAGUAGAAGUAACGAAUAAAGUAUCAGAAAUAGAGGAUAAAGUAUCAGAAGGACCACAAGAGAGGAAACAGUUAGGAACAUCUCAAAAAAGAAUACAAGAUUCAGAAUGUGAAGAUCACCCACAAGCUAGGAAGAGUUUUUCAACAUUGUUUUUAGAAACUGUAAAAAGAAAAAGUGAAUCCAGUUCUGUUGUUAGGCAUAUAGCAACUGCUCCACCUCAUUUAUCUCCUGCAAAUAAUAUGAAGUUAUUAGAAGAUGAAUUUAUAAUUGAUGAAUCAGAUAAAAGUUUCGCCAAUCAACCAUGGAUUACUAUACCAAGAAAGACUGGGCCUCUGAAACAAUGCACAGUAUCUCCUAAUGAGAGCACUGUACUCCUUCAAAGGAAGAAGUCCAGAGAAAAACAUGACAGUGUAUCAUCUACAAGUUUGAAAAGUGACAAACAUCCUGGCAAAGCUCACCCAGAAGAGAAAUCUCAGUCCUCUGAACAAAAAAUACUGGGUGGGAGCUGUGCUUUGACAGAUGAAAUGGAAAAUAAUUGUAAAUCUUCAAAAUAUGAAAUGUAUUCUGAGAAUGCAAAAAAGUCAUCUGGAAACAAAAGGACUAUAAAACAAAAACGGGGAACAAAAUUUAAGGCCAGUGUAGUUGAAGAAGAAGUUGACAUGGAACAAUCUAAAGGUAAAAAUAUAAAUAUAUCACAUAUUGCCCAAGACAGGUUACAAAGAAAUUCAGACCGAAAUAUGGAUGAGGGUGAAGAGAUAAGUGUUCACACUUCCAAAAAACAGUUGCUACCUCUGGGAAGCAAGAAAGGUAGCACCAAUGUUCCUCAUGCAGAGAAUCAGAAGAAAGAUAAGAAAUGCAAAAAGAAGCGUUUUUCAGAUGGGUCCAAGAAGAACAAAAUUGUACCUGAAGAAUUGACUUCAACUGUCACAAGAAGUCGAAGAAUUUCCAGACAUCCAUCUAAUUGGUGGGUGGUAAAAUCAGAGCAGAGUCCUUUUUCUAGCAAUUCUUCAGUAAGAAAUGAAUUGUCAUUGUAUCAUAACAGUAGACAAAAACCUGCUGAAAAAACAAACCAAUCAUCUCAGAAUACUGGGAAAAAAACUAUUCCAUUUAAAAGGCAGAAGAGAGCUAAUGAAGGCAGCUCAAGAGCACAGAAGGUUUUAAAUGCUAAAGAUUCCGGUUGUUCCCAGAAUGAGCCAUUGGAAAGCGGUGAGGCAGACCCAGCUGAGAAGAAAAACCUUAAUCCUUCUGGAGGUACAGGAAGCUCAAAGAAUCAAGAUAAUAUGGCUGUACAGAAUGUUCAUCAAAAGUCUGAGAUCAGUGGAUAUACAUGCAAGACACCAGCAGAGUCAAACUUGGAUUCUAGAGAGCCUGGGAGUUCAGUUUUGGAAGGAAGUGGACCUUCUAGGCUCAAGAAUUAUUUAACGUCUGAAAUGAGUAACUCAGAUGUGGAUCAUAAUGAAGUUCAGGAAAGUUCGAAUGAUUCAAGAGUAAAAAGGUCUAACUCAACACCAGAGAACAAGGUGCAUCACAAAUUAGGAAGCUUGUGGGAUCUUGGUCAUCAGGCCAGAGGUCAUGCCCGAGCUCCUGUGGUGGGAGCUGCAAGUCAAAAUCGCUGGACUAACAGAGGACCUCAGCCCCCACGGAAUAUCAGUCGGAGUGAGGCAUCCCAGAGGUCCUCAUCUCAGCACCAAGACCUGGCUCUAUCCAACUGCCUGCAAACUCCAGUGCUGGACGUCUCAGGCCAAACAACCAUAUUGCCCUCCAACACACCAAAUGUUCGCAGGACCGUGAGAACACGAUCAAAACCUUUGGAAUACUGGCGAGGGGAGCGAAUAGAUUAUCAAGGAAGGCCAUCUGGAGGAUUUGUGAUUGGUGGAAUACUGUCCCCAGACAAAGUAUCAUCUAAAAGGAAAGCAAAAGGAAACUUGGGAAGAGUCAAUACAAUAGUUAAUAGGAAAAGGAUCUGUCUUGAUGAUGAUGAAAGAAAGAAUAAAUUCAUGGUAAAUCUGAAUACACCUCUGGGAGAUCCUUUGCAGCCAACGAGGGUAAAGGACCCAGAAACACGAGAGAUUAUUCUUAUGGAUCUUGUAAGGCCACGAGAUACAUACCAAUUUUGUGUUGAACAUGGUGAGUUGAAAGUAUAUAAAACAUUGGAUACGCCAUUUUUUUCUACUGGAAAAUUGAUAUUAGGACCACAUCAAGAAAAGGGAAAGCAGCAUGUAGGCCUAGACACAUUGAUUUUUUAUGUUGACUUUGGUGACCUUUUAUGUACCUUACACGAAACACCUUAUGUAAUAACAACUGGGGAUUCAUUCUAUGUUCCUUCAGGUAAUUAUUACAACAUCAAAAAUCUCCUGAAUGAGGAAAGUGUUCUUCUUUUUACACAGAUAAAAAGUUGAAAGAUGAAGCAAAGUUUAAAUAUGUGUGUAUAUAUAUAUUUACAUACAUACAUAUAAAACAUAUUGUGUAGUUGAGGUGUUGUAAUUAUUUGUAAUGUUUUAAAAUAUUCAGGGUUGUGUACUUGUUUCAAUAAACAUUUCAAACUUC
Molecule: messenger RNA, 3396 nt
Organism: Balaenoptera acutorostrata (minke whale)
Lineage: Eukaryota; Metazoa; Chordata; Mammalia; Artiodactyla; Balaenopteridae
Gene: CENPC
Product: centromere protein C
Exons: 20
Coding region: 195-3248 (1017 amino acids)
Biological process (GO): kinetochore assembly; spindle attachment to meiosis I kinetochore; attachment of mitotic spindle microtubules to kinetochore
Cellular component (GO): kinetochore
Molecular function (GO): centromeric DNA binding
Source: RefSeq, a predicted model, not a curated record